Molecule: messenger RNA, 666 nt
Organism: Amphimedon queenslandica
Lineage: Eukaryota; Metazoa; Porifera; Demospongiae; Haplosclerida; Niphatidae
Exons: 2
Coding region: 1-666 (221 amino acids)
Source: RefSeq, a predicted model, not a curated record
AUGGAAAACAAGACUAUGCCAACAAGUUUUCAAAGUGAAGCUGAGGAUUUCACACUAACACAAAACACAUCCUAUGAACCAGUAGUAAAGACUGAUACUAGUACUGAAGAAGCAAUGUACUCAGAUCUUCAUGACUACUCAGAUUAUCAGCUACCAAAAGCUAAUGUUAAGGAUACCAAACCUCCUCAACAACCAGUGCAGUAUACUGUAGGAAAGAAGUCAUUUGCUGCAAUAAUAAUUCUACUGGUGAUCAUAAUAUUCCUAUUGGUAGCUAUACUUGUACUUAACUUAAUAUCAAAAGAUGCUGCAAGCAGCAACAAUGCUGUCCUCACUAAUAGUGGUAAUACUGCUAUUAACAGUAACAUCUCACUGAUACAGAAUAAAUUAGACAACUUAUUCAAUGAAUUACUAGUAAUACAGAAUAGAUCCUCUUUGUUCAAUUCUGCUAUUCAACUUGUUUCUUGUAAAGAUUUUAAAGCAGCUCAUCCCAACAGUCCUUCUGGUUACUAUUAUAUUAACAGUCGCAAUACAUACUGCAAUAUGGGAGAGCUGUGUGGACAAGAAGGAGGAUGGACAAGAAUAGCUUCUCUUGAUAUGACUAAUAGUUCCCAGAAUUGUUCCUCUGGACUUGAGGAAUUGAUGACUGGAGGCAUUAGACUUUUGUAG